AUUCUGGGCCGGCAGCAGCACCAGAGCCAAGAUGGCGGCCAGCAGGAGGCUGAUGAAGGACAACCCUCCAUAUGAUAAGGGGGCCUUCAGAAUUGAAAUCAACUUUCCAGCAGAGUACCCAUUCAAACCACCGAAGAUCACGUUUAAAACGAAGAUCUAUCACCCCAACAUCGAUGAAAAGGGGCAGGUCUGCCUGCCGGUAAUUAGUGCUGAAAACUGGAAGCCAGCAACCAAAACCGACCAAGUCAUCCAGUCCCUUAUAGCGCUGGUGAACGACCCCCAGCCCGAGCACCCGCUCCGGGCUGACCUAGCUGAAGAAUACUCUAAGGACCGUAAAAAAUUCUGUAAGAAUGCUGAAGAGUUUACAAAGAAAUAUGGGGAAAAGCGACCUGUGGACUAAAAUCUGCCGUGAUUGAUUCCAGCGAGUGUGAGCAGAGACCCCGAGCAGUGCAUUCAGACACCCCGCAAAGCAGGACUCUGUGGAAAAUUGACAUGUGCCACCGCCUGGCGUCUGCUUGUGGCAGUUACUAACUUUCUACAGUUUUCUUAAUCAGAAGUGGUCUAGGUAACCUGUAAAGAAAGGAUUAAAAAUUUAAGAUGUUCUAGUUCUGUUUUCUUUGUUUUAAAAAUCACUGCUUCAAUCUACUUUAAAAGAAUGGUGUUUCUUUUCCUGUCUAAAUUUAUCCCAAAUCUUCAAUUUAUAUUUAGCCCUAAGGUUUAAAAGAAAAAAAAGGAAAAAAAAGGUUGUGGUUCCCCUCUUCCCUUGCCACUCCCACCUUCUUGCAUUUAGUUUGUUUUCCACUCACUGGCUCCCCAAGCCCAGGCACCGCCUCCUGCAGGAGAUGGGACAGUGCUGGCAUGUCUGCUCCUCUCCUCCGUGCUGCACAGCCUGGUGUGGGAGUCAGUUCAGAUCUUGACUCUGACUUAUAACAUCCUUUUAAGAAGUUUAAAAAACAAGCAACCACCUCCACCCACCCACCCCUCUCCCAAAAAAACGCCGUGGAAAGGGAGGCCCAGCUCUUCUGUAAAACUCUGAUCAGAUGGGCAGCCUCUGAAGUCUGUGUUGUGAUGGAACUGUAACCCAGCCGGCCUCCUCUAGGGAAACCCCCCAACACCAGGCCUGUGAUGGUCCCAGGGGGGCCCGCCAGCCAAAGGAUGGGGGACUCGUGGGAGGAAUUUCUCACCAGAGGCUCCCGAGGCCACAGGUUGGCGCUUCUCCCUGCAGCUAUUCUAGAAGAUGUCCGGGUCAUUGCAGACUAAAACCAGAGUGUCCAUUUGAAAUUUGAUGCUCUCCUGUCACCGCGCUCCACCCGACCAGCCAACGUGGCUCUGGGCUCCCUCUUGCCACCUCGGUGCAGCAGGCCUUCAUCAGCACGGUCUGACCCUCUGGCAUUCUCCACUGUACCGGUACAAGCCUGGGGUUGCUGGCACCUAGCUGGCCCUGCCUUCGGAGCGUCCGGCCGGCCCAACCAAGGAACAGGAUGGCCUUCUCCUCCCUCUGGACUCACGGCCUUCGCAGAGUCAGGAUCUACUCGAAGCUCGCUCAGUAAUAUCCUUUACAUGUUUUAUAUUGUUUUGACUGCCUUUUUUUGUAGAAAUAAAAAUUGACCGUAGAAUUUAUCAUCAGAUGAACUUGUAAAGAUUUGAAUGUUAAUGUCUUCUCAAAGCAAGUGGCACUGUCCCUGAAAUAGUAGUGAGUCCUUGUCACUGACACCCAGAGGGAGCCAGUGGUCCAAGCACUGGGUGUCACCAACUCCACUUCUGCCAUGGGGACUUCCCUUCUGGGUUCUCAGGGGGCUAGAUCCUGUGGAGAUAACUUAAACUCUGCUUUCUGUUUUAGUUUUCCUUCUAUAACUUGAGGUCUUUCUGGGGCUUGCAGACCUGUGAGGCAGCUUGGCUUCAUCUGUGCAGAAGUGGGUGUGGUGGUGGUUAGGCCUUAUGACCUUGUGUAGUUGUGCAGGCGUGGGGCCUACGGUGUGUUAUGAACUCAGCUUCCUUAGUCCUAGGUACGUGAGAGGCAGGUUCUGGAGACUCCUAUGCCCCUGGGAUGGCAGGGGCGCUGGGCCAGCAGUCCACACCUGUCUCUUCAUUAGCAGAAAGGUGAUGAUGGACUUUAUUUCACCCACACGCAGAUUUGUAAUAAAAUGCCAAAUUCUGUCAGAUGCUAUCCAGACAAGCCACCAUCUGUUCUCGUUGCUUCUCUGAAUCCAGAAAUGUUGCCAUCCUUGGAAACUGUCCAUUGCUUCGUAUUUCCACCAGCGUAAAUCUGCCCGCCUGUCGCACCCUCCCUUCUCCGCUCGCCACUGGGAGGUCGUCCACCCUGGUCAAAGCUGGCAGCCCCUCGGGGACUCAUACCCUGGCCUUAUCAGGGCAGUGGGUGGUCCCCGCUCCCACCUGGUGCCUGCUCCGGCAGCAGGCUGAGGCCGAGGAGCUCUUGUGGGCAGUCACCAAGCCCUCGGGCAGGCAUGGAGCUUGCUGGGGGUGGCCUUGCUACUGAGCCCAGUCAGCUGGGUCCUCCAGAGCAGGGGAGAGCUGGCCAGCAGCCCACUGACCGGGCCCACUCAGGAAUUCACACUCCCGGGUGGGGUUCCUCGAAGCACGCCCAGUCCCCCGCCCCUCCCCCCUUGGUGGGGACUAGGCUUUCUAAGAUGCUGCGAUCCGCUCUGCUGCCCUUAAUAAAAAUGCUCUCGGA
Molecule: messenger RNA, 2692 nt
Organism: Sus scrofa (pig)
Lineage: Eukaryota; Metazoa; Chordata; Mammalia; Artiodactyla; Suidae
Source: RefSeq, a predicted model, not a curated record